Molecule: messenger RNA, 1530 nt
Organism: Aricia agestis (brown argus)
Lineage: Eukaryota; Metazoa; Arthropoda; Insecta; Lepidoptera; Lycaenidae
Product: putative inorganic phosphate cotransporter
Exons: 11
Coding region: 29-1519 (496 amino acids)
Biological process (GO): transmembrane transport
Molecular function (GO): transmembrane transporter activity
Source: RefSeq, a predicted model, not a curated record
UGUACAUGUAGUGACAGUGAAGUCAACCAUGGACGCGGAGUUCUUGAGGUAUAACUUUGAAGACGGACACGAUGGGAUCAUCACGAAGACCAGCUUCAAGCUGGGAGUGCGGCACAUCCAGAUGGUGUACAUGGCGCUGUGCUCGCUGGCGCUGGGCACGCUGAGGAGCAGCACCGCCGUCGCCGUGCUGGCCGUGGCCGACCAUACCAGAGUCAAUGAUACUUACAUACAGAUCCACGACUGGGACCGCCGCACGCAGGGCAGCGUGCUCUCGGCGUUCCUGAUGGGGUACGCCAUCGCGCUGUUCCCGGCAGAGCGGUACCUGAAGCAGGCGGGGGACAAGCUCAUACUCACCGCUGUGCUGCUCAUCAACGGCGGACUGGCCGCUGCCAUGCCCACUAUUAUUAACAAGGGUGGCUGGGCGGCUGCGGUGAACGCGCAGCUGUUCGCGGGGAUGUCGCAGGCGUGUCUCACCCCCGUCCAGCACCACCUCAGCGCCACCUGGCUGCUGCCCAGCGAGAGGCGGAUGUUUAGCUAUGCUAUACAUACCGCUCUCCACUUGGGCACGAUAAUCGCGUUUCCCAUCUCCGGUGCGCUGACGCGGGCGCGGCUGGGGUGGGAGCUGGUGUGCUACGCCCAGGCCAUGGGCACCCUCGCCGUGGCCACCAUGUGGGUGCUGCUGACGUCCAGCACGCCGGACAAGCACGAGGCCGUGGGGGACAAGGAGAAGGAGAUGAUUAGAGAUGCGAUGGAGACUUACAAACAGAAAAACCUCCCCCUCCCCUGGCGGCGUAUAGUCCGGUCGCGUAAUUUCUGGGGUCUGGCGGGCGCGCGGGCCGCCUCCAACGUGCUGUUCAUUUUCUGUCUCACCGAGCUACCUGCCUUGUUCUACUCCCUCAACCGGUCAGUUGAAAUGAGCUCGAUUCAAGCAGCAUUUCCCCUGGCCACACUAUGGCUGGUGUACACCCUGACGGCUCCUGUAGCGAAGUUCGCCUUCCGAGUGGUGCGCUUCAACUACGUCUUCGACAUGCGAUACUUUAGGAAGGUCAUCAAUGGCUUUGGUGCUUUGGGCGUGUGUUUGUGUCUGGUGGUGACGCCGCACCUCCUGCCGGGCUGGCCGCGGCUGGCGGUGAUGAUGAUGAUAGUUUCACAAGCCUUCGUCGGAUUGCAGUACUCGGGGUUCCUGGAGAACCACAGCGACGUGACGGAGAACUUCGCCAGCAGCCUGCUGAUGAUGACGGGCGUGGUGGGGGCGGCGGUGGGGGCGCUCGUGCCGCUCACCUGUGGGGCUGUCGUAGGGGACGAUGUUAGCAACCCGAGCAGAUGGAAGGUGGUGUUCAGCGGAGUGUGUGUGGUGUACGCCGGGGGUCACGUGGUGUACAGCGCGCUCGCCAGCGUCGACCGACAGCCCUGGGACCAGGAUCAUAAACCUAAGAUCGGAUAUAACAAUGACGCUUCGAACAUGGAACUGGAUGAUAUCGACGUGACAUCAACCUGCGACCUUGACAUGAGAAUAUAGAUUUAACAUGA